Molecule: messenger RNA, 655 nt
Organism: Triticum aestivum (bread wheat)
Lineage: Eukaryota; Viridiplantae; Streptophyta; Magnoliopsida; Poales; Poaceae
Exons: 1
Coding region: 70-459 (129 amino acids)
Source: RefSeq, a predicted model, not a curated record
CCGCGCAAGUGUUCAAGAGACAUCUCACUCACAGAUAAACGCAUCCCGUUGUAUGUCUCCACAGUAGCAAUGGAGAUGGAAAGGUCACUAUGGCUCGCGGUGCUGAUCCCUGCGAUCAUGGUGUCCUUCUACGGCGAGGCUGCCAUGGCGGACGCCCAGACAUCGCCGGACACAAACGUGCUGUGCGUCAGCAAGUGCGGGACGUGCCCGACGGUAUGUACCACGCCGCCGCCGCCGCCGGCGGCGGGCGGCGAUGGCAGCGGCUACUCCUCGCCGUCGCCUCCGCGCUCUAUGACGACUCAGCCAUCUCCAGCGGCCGUGCCGCAGCCGCAGGCCAAGGGAGGGAGCCCCAGCGGGUACUACUACUUCUUCACCGCUGGGAGCGGCCGGAGCUGCGCCACCUCCAGCGUUCGUUACACGCUACUGCUCCUGGCGCUUCUUCCCAUCGUCGCUGUUUAGGUUGCUGAAGAAUCUAGUGUGGCGCUCGGUGAGGACCCGGCGGCAACUCGAUCGGUCGGCUCCUACGUGUGGUUCCUUUAUUGGUGACUAAUUUAUCUGGUUAAGUUUGCCAUGUGCUUCCCUUCGAUCAAGAUGAUUUUCGAUAGUCACUGGUGUAAUUUGGAACUUUCGUUGUCAACCUGAAUUUGGCUGAUCA